UCUAUUCUUUCAAAAAACGUCUGCGAAAAUUUCCCUUCUCGCCAUCUAAUCAGGAAAGGAACUACUUAACCUAAUGUUUACAUUUCCUGAACAAUUUAAAUGGAAUUUACGUUUGAUGAUGAAUUGGAGUGCCUUAAAGCGUGUUACAGCGCAGAUGAAUUGAUAUAUUGGAAUUGCAGUGAUUCCCGAAUACUGAAAUUUACGCUGAAAGAUGCUGCAUGUAUUACAUUUAAAAUAUCUGAGGCAUAUCCUCACAUUCCACCUCAGAUUUCCUUGGCAGCUUCAGAUCUUCUUAAUGCUGAAAAAUCGACCAUUGAAGAAGAAAUCAGGAACUAUGCUGCAAAAAUUGUUGGAUCACCUAUGAUUAUGGAUUUAGUUAUAAAAUUGCAGCAAAUUUUAGAAGAAAAGAAAAUGAAGGAAAAUUUAAAGUGUAAAACAUUAAUGCCACGGACACAAGAAUUUUUUUUUGUUGUUAUUCUGAUUGAUCACAUGAGAAAUAAAAAUAAAUAUUCGAAAUUACUUACAUCCUGGGUUUCUGAAUUAGAUCUUCAUGGUGCUCUUAUAUUUUGUCAAAGAUGGAUAUUUUUAAUUCUUCAAAACAGUAAAAAAAAUAUUAAGGAGUUCAUUACUCGGCUCAGAACUGUACCCAUUGAUGUUGAUUCUUCUGGGAAACCAUGCAAGGAAAAAAUGUGCAAGAUUUUAUAUGAAGGAACAGGUUACAAUAGGUAAAUUUUCUAUAGUGUGCGUGUGUUGAAUAAUCUUCAUUUAUGUGUGUUUCCUAGCCAUAUCUUGAUUUUCAGUGGUUCUGGCUAAGAAUAUGAGAGUCGUUUCCAAAGUUUUAGAAACUCAAGUUCAAUACUAGAACAAACAUACAAGCAAUGUUAUCGGCCAGAGACAAGUCUUGACAUGUUUAUGCAACUGUUCAAUGCAAUAUUAUUCAAUCUGAUUGAGUUGCUUGACUGAUGCAGGCACAUUUUUGUAACACUAUUUCUGCAACUUUGGAAGAUGCAAAGAGCAGUUAUUUUAUUUUUGUGAAAAGAGGGUGUGGAAACUUCAAAAAUUUUUCAACGUCUGCAAAGUCUUUUGCUCUCACAUUUGGAAAAACAUUUAUGGAGUGUUCAAUAUGAGAGUUAGUCAUGCCAUAAAGAGAGGGAGAAGAGAGACUGAAAAAAUUCUCUGAGGAUGGCUUUAAAAAAAUUAUUUUUUCAUUCGGAUAAAUUCAUUCAGUUAAAUGGAAAUCAUUUUGAAAAACUUCAUUGUAAUAUGGAUGAAAUAAAAAAAUUAUGUCUAAAUUGCUAGAAGUAAGGAAAUGUCGUACGUAAAAUGAAAUCAUUUACUUCUGUUUUUAUUUAGGCAUUUCAUCUCAAGUGGUACAUUCAGUUCUACACCAGGAAAUUUUUCACUUUACUUUUUUGUGUACUGAAUGCAAAUUUAACUAGAAUUCAGUGUUGAUAAUAAUAAAAUAUUUUUAAAAAUAAA
Molecule: messenger RNA, 1479 nt
Organism: Stegodyphus dumicola
Lineage: Eukaryota; Metazoa; Arthropoda; Arachnida; Araneae; Eresidae
Product: RWD domain-containing protein 3-like
Biological process (GO): positive regulation of hypoxia-inducible factor-1alpha signaling pathway; positive regulation of protein sumoylation
Molecular function (GO): protein binding
Source: RefSeq, a predicted model, not a curated record